AUGGCCAUAAUUAUGGUGAGUUUUUGUUCUUUAUUACAGCACUAUGAAAAAGCAGACAAACAGGUCAAGGAGGAAGUGGAGAUUCAAGUGUCUGUUGCUCUGCUGUCUCUUCAGGAGGAGGAGGAUCCUAAAUUUCCAGUACAUACUAAGGACCACGUGCAAACCCCAAAUCUUGAAAUACUAGCAGUGGAGGAGGAUCCUCUGUCCUCAUUAAAAACCGAAGCCUAUGUACAAAGCUCAAAUCCUGACAUACUGUCGGGGGAGGAGGAGGAGGAAGAAGAGAAGAGCGAGCUGGUGGAAGGAGGGGAACUAGAAUUUUUGUCUCUAUUACAUUUUGAGGUUCAAGAGCAAUCUUCACAUCUUGAAACAUCAGUGGAAGAGCCUCUGACAUUCUUAAAAACUGAGGCACUAGUGCAAUCCUCAAAUCUUGAAAUACUAGAGAAACAGAAGCUUCCAUCCCUAUUGGAUACUGAAACUGAGGUUCUCAUCUCAGAUCUGGACAUAAGAGAUGCAGAGAAAACUUCACUCUCAACAGAUACUGGGUUGAAUGUACCAACAAAGAACAGGAGCAGAAAUCUGUCUGGUCUCUUCAGUCUUCUGGAUAUUCCAGGAGAGCAUGAGGAACCCUUAACUCAAAAGCAAAUAGCAGCAUUCAAUGAUGUCUUCAAGGUUUUCAACAGCACAGAGGGUAACAUUAAGAUGCGUGGCCUCAAGCUGAUUUUGCACAGUGUGGGCAUUAAUGUAACGCAUCAAGAAAUCCGUGAGGCACUGAAUCGAGCUGAUAUUGAUGGUGAUGGGCAGGUGAAUUUCACAGACUUUGUAACCGUUCUGACAGAUGACCAGCGCUUUGCUCAAUCUAUGGUUCGGCCCAAAGAGAGCAUAAUACAUGACCCUUAUAGUGUAGAGACUCUCUUCUUUGAGGUUCUUACAAAGCUGGUGGAGAUGUCAGCUCUGCCGAUGAAAUCAGAGAGGGAAGUUGUAAGGUGA
Messenger RNA from Trachemys scripta elegans, 987 nucleotides. Its product is annotated as spermatogenesis-associated protein 21-like. Bases 1 to 987 code for a protein of 328 amino acids. Lineage: Eukaryota; Metazoa; Chordata; Testudines; Emydidae. Gene Ontology annotation, molecular function: calcium ion binding. The record is from RefSeq and is a predicted model, not a curated record. The transcript has 5 exons.